Molecule: messenger RNA, 6798 nt
Organism: Meriones unguiculatus (Mongolian gerbil)
Lineage: Eukaryota; Metazoa; Chordata; Mammalia; Rodentia; Muridae
Gene: Map3k1
Product: mitogen-activated protein kinase kinase kinase 1
Exons: 20
Coding region: 1-4461 (1486 amino acids)
Biological process (GO): protein phosphorylation
Cellular component (GO): cytoplasm
Molecular function (GO): ATP binding; zinc ion binding; protein serine/threonine kinase activity
Source: RefSeq, a predicted model, not a curated record
AUGGCGGCGGCGGCGGCGGCGGCGGGCGAUCGCGCCUCGUCGUCCGGAUUCCCGGGCGCCGCGGCGGCGAGCCCCGAGGCGGGCGGCGGCGGCGGAGCUCCCCAGGGAGGCGGCGCGCCCGCGGCGGGCGCGGGGCUGCUGCGGGAGGCGGGCAGCGCGGGCCGCGAGCGCGCGGACUGGCGGCGGCGGCAGCUGCGCAAAGUGCGGAGCGUGGAGCUGGACCAGCUGCCCGAGCCGCCGCUCUGCCUCGCCGCCUCGCCGCCCCGCGCGUCCGCCUCCCCGUCGCCGGAGCCCGCGGACGCGGCGGCGGGAGCGGCCGGCUUCCAGCCCGCGGCGGGCUCGCCGGCCCCGGGAGCGGCGGGGCGCGGCGGCGCCCACUCCGCCGAGCCGGCGGCCGCGCGGGACAGCGGCGCCCGGAGCCCCGCGGGGGCCGAGCCGCCCUCCGCAGCGGCCCCCUCCGGUCGGGAGAUGGAGAAUAAAGAAACCCUCAAAGGAUUGCACAAGAUGGAUGAUCGCCCAGAGGAGCGAAUGAUCAGGGAGAAGCUGAAGGCAACCUGCAUGCCUGCCUGGAAACACGAGUGGUUGGAAAGGAGAAACAGGAGAGGUCCUGUGGUGGUAAAACCAAUCCCUAUCAAAGGAGAUGGAUCUGAAGUGAGUAGCUUGGCAGCUGAGCCUCAAGGAGAGGGCCAGGCAGGCUCGGCCUCACCAGCCGCCAAGGGCCGCCGCAGCCCGUCUCCUGGCAGCUCCCCGUCGGGGCGCUCCGUGAAGCCGGAAUCUCCAGGAGUGCGACGGAAGCGGGUCUCCCCCGUGCCUUUUCAGAGCGGCAGAAUCACACCCCCACGGAGAGCCCCCUCACCAGACGGCUUCUCACCAUACAGCCCAGAGGAGACGAGCCGCCGGGUGAACAAAGUGAUGCGGGCCAGGCUGUACCUCCUGCAGCAGAUAGGACCCAACUCCUUCCUGAUCGGAGGAGACAGUCCAGACAAUAAAUACCGGGUGUUCAUCGGGCCGCAGAACUGCAGCUGUGGGCGUGGAACAUUUUGCAUUCACCUAUUAUUUGUUAUGCUCCGAGUGUUUCAGCUAGAACCCUCUGAUCCAAUGUUAUGGAGAAAAACUUUAAAGAAUUUUGAGGUUGAGAGUCUGUUCCAGAAAUAUCACAGUAGGCGUAGCUCAAGAAUCAAAGCUCCGUCGCGGAACACCAUCCAGAAGUUUGUCUCACGCAUGUCAAAUUCUCAUACACUGUCAUCAUCUAGCACGUCUACAUCGAGUUCGGAAAACAGCCUCAAGGAUGAAGAGGAGCAGAUGUGUCCCAUAUGCUUGUUGGGCAUGCUGGAUGAGGAGAGCCUGACUGUGUGCGAAGAUGGCUGCAGGAACAAGCUGCACCACCACUGCAUGUCAAUCUGGGCAGAAGAAUGUAGAAGAAAUAGAGAGCCUUUAAUAUGCCCCCUUUGUAGAUCUAAGUGGAGAUCCCAUGACUUCUACAGCCACGAGUUGUCAAGCCCGGUGGACUCCCCUUCCUCCCUGCGAACUGGGCCGCAGCCAGCCUCACCGCAGCCCAUGGCUGGAUCACAACGAAGGAACCAAGAGAGCAACUUUAACCUUACUCAUUAUGGAGCUCAGCAGAUCCCUCCCGCUUACAAGGAUUUAGCUGACCCGUGGAUUCAGGUGUUUGGAAUGGAACUCGUUGGCUGCUUAUUUUCUAGAAACUGGAAUGUAAGAGAGAUGGCCCUUAGGCGUCUUUCCCACGAUGUUAGUGGGGCCCUGCUGUUGGCCAAUGGGGAGAGCACUGGAAAUGCUGGAGCCUCCAGCGGGUCUUCCCAGACCAGCAUCUCAGGGGAUGUGGUGGAGGCGUGCUGCAGCGUCUUAGCCAUAGUCUGUGCUGACCCUGUCUACAAAGUGUACGUUGCUGCUUUAAAAACACUGAGAGCCAUGCUGGUAUAUACUCCUUGCCACAGUUUGGCAGAAAGAAUCAAACUUCAGAGACUUCUGCGGCCAGUCGUAGACACCAUCCUAGUCAAGUGUGCUGACGCCAACAGCCGCACGAGUCAGCUGUCCAUUUCAACGCUGUUGGAGCUCUGCAAGGGCCAAGCAGGAGAGCUGGCAGUCGGUCGAGAAAUACUUAAAGCCGGAUCCAUUGGUGUCGGUGGCGUUGACUUUGUCUUAAGUUGUAUUCUUGGAAAUCAAGCUGAAUCAAACAACUGGCAAGAACUGCUGGGCCGCCUCUGUCUUAUAGAUAGAUUGCUGUUGGAAUUUCCUGCUGAAUUUUAUCCUCAUAUUGUCAGUACUGACGUCUCACAAGCUGAGCCUGUUGAAGUCAGGUAUAAGAAGCUGCUGUCCCUCUUAACCUUCGCUUUGCAAUCCAUUGAUAAUUCCCACUCCAUGGUUGGCAAACUCUCUCGAAGGAUCUAUUUGAGUUCUGCGAGAAUGGUGACCGCGGUGCCCACUGUGUUUUCUAAGCUGGUAGCAAUGCUGAAUGCCUCUGGUUCCACUCACUUCACCAGGAUGCGCCGGCGUUUGAUGGCGAUUGCAGAUGAGGUGGAAAUCGCUGAGGUCAUCCAGCUGGGUGUGGAAGGCACUUCAGAUGGCCAACAGGACAGCUUCUUGCAGACAUUGGCCCCUGCGAGCUAUCCAGAGAGCAGUUCCCUUGAGCACACAGUCCAUUUAGAGAAAACUGGAAAAGGGUUACGUGCUAUGAGACUGAGCGCCAGUUCAGAGGACAUUUCUGACAGACUGGCCGGCAUUUCCGUAGGACUUCCUAGUUCAACAACAACAGAACAACCAAAGCCAAUGGUUCAAACAAAAGGCAGACCCCAUAGUCAGUGUUUGAACUCCUCUCCUUUGUCUCAUUCCCAGUUAAUGUUCCCAGCGGUGUCAACCCCUGGUUCAUCGGCCCCAUCUGUCCCAGCUGGCUCUGUAACAGACGUUUCUAAGCACAGACCUCAGGCAUUUGUUCCCUGCAAAGUACCUUCUGCAUCUCCUCAAACACAGCGCAAGUUCUCUCUGCAGUUCCAGAGGAACUGCUCAGAAAACAGAGACUCAGAUAAACUCUCCCCUGUCUUCACUCAGUCGAGACCCCCACCCUCCAGUACCAUACACAGGCCAAAGCCAUCUCGACCCAUCCCGGGGAGUACAAGCAAACUGGGGGAUGCCUCAAAAAACAGCAUGACUCUUGACCUGAACAGUGCUUCCAAGUGUGAGGACAGCUUUGGCAGUAGCAGCAAUAGUGGGAACGCCGUCAUACCCAGCGAUGAGACAGUGUUCACCCCAGUGGAGGAUAAGUGCCGAUUAGACGUCAACACUGAGCUGAACUCCAGUAUCGAGGACCUCCUUGAAGCAUCCAUGCCUUCAAGUGACACAACAGUCACUUUCAAGUCCGAAGUUGCUGUCCUCUCUCCUGAAAAGGCUGAAAAUGAUGAUACCUACAAAGAUGACGUCAGUCAUAAUCAGAAGUGCAAAGAAAAGAUGGAAGCUGAAGAAGAAGAAGCUUUAGCAAUUGCCAUGGCAAUGUCAGCAUCUCAAGAUGCCCUCCCCAUAGUUCCUCAGCUACAGGUUGACAACGGAGAAGAUAUUAUCAUCAUCCAGCAGGAUACACCAGAAACUCUACCAGGACAUACCAAAGCGAAACAACCUUACAGAGAAGACACUGAAUGGCUGAAAGGUCAGCAGAUAGGCCUUGGAGCAUUUUCUUCUUGUUACCAAGCACAAGAUGUGGGGACUGGAACUUUAAUGGCUGUUAAACAGGUGACAUACGUCAGAAACACAUCUUCUGAGCAGGAGGAGGUGGUGGAAGCAUUAAGGGAAGAGAUCAGAAUGAUGAGCCACCUGAACCAUCCCAACAUCAUCAGGAUGCUGGGCGCCACGUGUGAGAGGAGCAAUUACAACCUCUUCAUUGAAUGGAUGGCGGGAGGAUCUGUGGCUCAUCUCUUAAGUAAAUAUGGAGCGUUCAAGGAGUCCGUUGUCAUUAACUAUACUGAGCAGUUGCUUCGUGGCCUUUCAUAUCUCCAUGAGAACCAGAUCAUUCAUAGAGACGUCAAAGGUGCCAAUCUGCUCAUUGAUAGCACAGGUCAGAGGCUGCGAAUUGCGGAUUUUGGAGCUGCCGCAAGGCUGGCAUCCAAAGGGACCGGUGCAGGAGAGUUCCAGGGACAGUUACUGGGGACAAUUGCAUUCAUGGCGCCUGAGGUACUGAGAGGUCAGCAGUAUGGUAGGAGCUGUGAUGUGUGGAGUGUUGGCUGCGCUAUUAUAGAAAUGGCUUGUGCAAAGCCACCUUGGAAUGCAGAAAAACACUCUAAUCAUCUUGCGUUGAUAUUUAAGAUCGCUAGUGCAACUACCGCGCCAUCCAUCCCAUCCCAUCUGUCCCCGGGACUGCGUGACGUGGCUCUGCGCUGCUUAGAACUUCAACCUCAGGACAGACCUCCGUCAAGAGAGCUACUGAAGCAUCCUGUCUUUCGUACUACGUGGUAGUUAAUUGUUUAAAUCAACUAUCAUGGAGACAGGUUGUACAGCAAGGAAAGAAGAAAAUGUGGGCAACCACAUUGCUAAUCUGCUGGCCCUCACGCCACUGAACAGCUAGAAAUGAGGCCAGUGGGGAGCCCGUACCUAAGUAUGUGAUUGACAAAUCAUGACCUGUACCUAAGCUCAAUAUGCAGAAGUCCACACUUUGUGCAGGAACUGUAAACCGUGCCUUUCCCAGGACUGGCUCUAGGUGAACAGAAAAGCGGUGGAGUUUGCAUGAUUAAGUAACAGAAGCAGAAAUUUAUUUUUGGAGCACUUUUUCAGCAAUAUUAGCAGCUGAGGGCUCAGGAUCUAUUUAAUGUGUCACUUCUUCCAUUUCAUCUAGUGAUCACAUCAGGGGGGUCUACAAUUCCGUUGGGUUUUUUAUCACUGGCUAUAAAAAAAUAAAUCAGUGUCUGCCUGUUUUAGGUCUGAGUAUCCUAUGAGUAGCAGUAAGUACAUGUGUUUUUAAAAGUUAAUAACUUCUUUAUGACCCACAGUUGAUUUUUUUUUUAACUCCUGGUCAACUGUGGUUCAUUGUGCAUUUUACUGUUGGCCCGUUCAUUUCGUUUUGGGAAAAUAUGGUUCUGUAUUUUCAUUUCACCGUCAUUUGUGUUAAAUAUUCAGGGAAAGGUGAUCUCUUCAAACCAGAAAAAAAAAUAGAAGUAGGUGUGAAGUAGUUUAUUAAAUCUGUGCCUAUUGCAGAGUUCUGUCUUCUCAUUGGCAUUCAUGAAGGAGGGCUCCCUCCAGUCGCCUCUGCCCUCACCAUGUGGGUCAUAUAUAAUCUCACCUAAGCGUCAGCUGUUCUCGGACACAGCUCACAAGGCAGAGCGAGCCUGUCUGGAAGUUAAGUGAACUGUUUCAGAGUACUUUGCUAGCCUAUAGGAAAUUCACACCAUUUAAAUCUUCCUCUUUGUAACAGUCCAUCAUUCAUUCCCACUGAUUAUAGAGUGACUACUGUUUUCCUUCCGCCAUGCAUGUUUUCUGCCAGACCCAGCUGAUAAACUCAUUUCUGCCAGUCAGUAACGUUUUAAAAUAGACAGUAAAUUUGCUCUGCAUUUGAAAAAUGUUCAGAAAGAAAAGUGAACUAAUUCCUGGACUUUGCACAACAGUUUAAUUGUUUUCACCUUGAGUUGAAUUCGGCUGCAUGGAAUCCUGAAGGAAAAUGGUAGCCCUUCAUUUGUAUGUGUUUUAAAUCAAGUACUGAUUAGCUAUUAAAUGUAACUUUGAGAUGUUAAGUUUUAACUCUUCAGAAGCCAGUGUGAUAGAAUUGGUUAUUCUCAAAGACUCAGGAUAAACUAAAUAAGCUAUAUAUGUAGUACAUUUGAAGUGUACAACACAAAUUGGAAGCAAAAUAAGUUCCAAGAUAAGUUUACAGGGAUAUAUUGCAGAUAAUUUUCAAAGGCAGUUUUAUGUGAAUGUGCUUCUUAGUGAAAUUUUACAUUCCUUUGUUUUGAAAGAUUGGCAAUAUUUGAAGAGUUAAAAAUAAUACAGAAAUGUGAAGUCUGGUAAUGCUAAAUGUGUUGUACUUGACUUUUUUUUUUUUUUUUUUUACUUUUUGACUACUUAGAAUUUUUACAAUUCUAAUAAGAUUGUUUCCGAGUCUCUCGUGUGCAAGCUUUAAAGGACGCACUCUUGCCAUUUAUGUACUGGAAGAUCACUGGUCGGAUUAGUACUGUGUCUGACAGAGCUGUAAACUGUAUGAGCUGAGGAACCUCAGCUAGUCAGUAUUACCGUGUAAUCAACAUGCCCGCCGCAUUUCAAACUCACCCCGGCCCCAGAUGUCAGGCUCCACUGUGUUUGAGUUUGUCUGCAGCUCCCUCAGCUUGCUGGUAAUUGUGGUGUAUUGUUUUCGAUGCAAAUGUGAUGUAAUAUUCUUAUUUUCUUUGGAUCAAAGCUGGACUGAAAAUUGUAUUAUGUAAUUAUUUUUGUGUUUUUAAUGUUAUUUGGUACUCAAGUUGUAAAUAACGUCCACUGCUGUUUAUUCCAGUUUCUACUACCUCAGGUGGCCUAUAGAUUCUCUUCUACCAAAGUUCACUCUCACAAUGAAAUUCUGUGUUCUGUGUGACUAUGAUUCCUAAGACUUCCAGGGCUUAAGGGCUAACUCCUAUUAGCACCUUACUAUGUAAGCAAAUGCUACAAAAAAAACCUCUGGGUUAAGAAAAUUUGGCUUAAAUGUAUCCUUUGUUAUUUUAAAUAUAUCGAGAUAUUUUAAUUAAAAUUUUUACCCCUUUGAACCAAUUUUAUAGUAUUUGUACCUAUUUUGGUGUUUUUGUCUUUAUAGUAAAUAAAAGUUUUUGAACAAAA